AUCGUGUAAAUAUCCCAAAUUUCAUCACACGUGACAGAACGGGAUUUUGUGUACCACCGAGAUAUUUACUUCCAAAUGGAAAGAAAAUACUGACGACGUUGAAUGAUUCUGUACACGACGAUCAUCCGUGGAAGAUUCGGUAUAAACAAAGUGUGUUUACAUUCGAGAAAAGAUGAGCAUUCGGAUCUAUGCGUUUCGCGAUCUUUGCUUCGCUUUUAGGAAAAGUAAGCUCACCAAGUUUGUCAUUAUUAUUUCGAUCACUAUUACUACUGCUAUUGUCGUUAUAAUUAUUAUCUCAAUUGCUGUUUAUUUUGGUGUUACCCUAUAUACUGGAAAAUCGCGCCGGCCAUUGCGCGCUCGUGUUUUGGUUCCAAAAAGAUGGCGGACUCUUGUUUUCAAGAUCGGUCGGACAGAAAUAUGAUAGCUUUGAAAUAACCAGCGACAGUUGACAUGUUGUGCGUGCAAUAAUACCGGGCGGAUGAAAUUGUCGUCGUGACGGAUUCACUGGCGGGAUUGGGGAAGUUUCCUCGAGGUUCAUAGGUGACGUAAAAGCGGUGUCCUCAACGUAUUGCGCGAGUUGCGAAUCGAGUGAUUUUUCCUGUAAUUUCUGUUGUUUUCUGUGCGAAACAACGUCUCGAAGAACUACAGAACAUUAACGUGGACAGGAAAUGUAAGAUGGUUUGAACCGAAUGAACGUUCACAAGGUUUAAUACCGACGAUCGACACAGCAGCGAUGCUUGGUUAGGUUGAUUGGCUUGGAUGGACAUACCUAUGAUACCAGAACAACGUUCUACGUGUUCCUCUCGGUGGUUCACGUUAAAACGUAACAUUGGAUCAGUUUUGUAAACGCCACUGUAAAUGAAUUACACGAAUCCAUAAUGGCAUCAGCCGAAUUUGAUGUAGAGCUCUUUGAGCGAAGGCUUCACACAUUAAAGGACUCGCAGGAGUCUAUACAAGGCCUCUCUGCUUGGUGUUUGGAGAGGAGACAGCACCACAAAAAGAUUGUUGCCACCUGGUUACAAGUUCUCAAAAAAGUAAAAGUUGAGCAUCGUCUUACGCUCUUUUAUCUGGCAAAUGAUGUCAUACAAUAUUCGAAGAGAAAGAAUUUUGAAUUUGUGGAAUCGUGGGGUACAACUCUGCAACGAGCGACAACUAUGGUUAGAGAUGAAAAAGUGAAACAUCGCAUAUUGAGGAUCUUUAAGAUUUGGGAUCAGAGACAAGUAUAUGAUGAAGAAUUCCUGGCAGAUCUGUCCGGAUUAAUUUCAGCAGCUCCAAAAAAGAAAUUAGAGCCUCAGCCAACAGCACCGCCUGAAGAAUUUCAAGCCGCUUUACUUAUCUCUACUAUGAGAUCAUGUGCCACGUUAGAACAAGCGACUGAUGCACGAUUAAGAGAUUUACGUGAAAGUAAUAUAGAUGUAGAGAAUGCAGAAGAACUGUGUGCUUCAUUAAAAGAUAGAAGAAGAGUUGAAGAUGCAGAAAAAGAAGUGGACCUGGCAGUUAGAAAUGUUGAAAACUAUGUACGCGCGUUGGAGGCAGAAAUUAGAGAAAGGACACAAGUACUUGAGCUAUUAGAACAAGCUGAUCAAUUUUAUGAAACUCAAAGAGGUGAAGUGAAAAUAGUUACUAAUGCAUACAGAAAUUUUGGUAGUCGUGUAAAGAAUUUGAAGAAGAAAUUAGAUGAACUUUUACCAACGUUAGUUUCACCAAUUCCAUCACCAGAUAUAAAUGCUCCAUCUCCAAGUCCUGAUAGUGAUAUAGAACUUCCAGGAGAAGAAAAUCAAUCUCAAAAUCAAUUAGGAAUUAUAGAUGUAGCACCGCCAUCUAUGUAUGGUUCAUAUUCUCAUGACUAUGAUCCGGUACCUGUACCAGCUCCAGAGAUGGGUCAAGGCAAUGAUUCUGGUGAUUUUACUAAUAAUUUUUCGUCUUUUAUGGGAGGAAACGUGGAUUUUGGUAAUAUGCGAAACAUAUUUAAUGAAAGGUCGUUAACGCCAACUGGAAUGUCACAGCAGUAUAAUGAAUCGAUAGAGGCUAAACCAAUAGAGGUGAUCAAUAUGAGGCCCUCCAAAAACGAAAGUAACAGCGCAGAUUUUAAUAUCUCUAGUUUUUUAAAGACUGUUCUUCCUUCUUCCGAUGGAUCGCAAGAUCCUGGUGGUAUUCCUGGUCUUGGUCUAGAUAUUCCAGAGUCGCGAGUGGAGUCUCCGCAGCGUUCGAAUUACAGACAUUCACCUGUACUAGGGCAGCAUUCAGUAACUCCCGUGAUUUCAAGAAUUAUGAGUAAUCAAAACACAUCUAUAGGUGUGAAUAAUUGUCCGAUAACACACAGUACUCCAUUACCUGUUCGGAAUUUGUCCGGCGAGUCGCAUACUCCUUCCCCGUAUUCCAGUCAAAACAGUCAGAGUAAUAUUGCACCAUUCGAUGGUCCGAGUAAUAAUAAUACUGUUAAUCCCUUACCACCUCCACCAUUACCUCCACCUAUUUUCCUCGACGAUGAAAAUUGUUACAAUAAGUUACCACCUAAAUUUCCAACGUGGACGCCUCCGAGUGAAACUAUGAAAGAACCAGCUAAAUGGGAAGAAAAGGGUUCUAUAACAUUUGCAGGAAAAAAUAGUAUGAAUCCAACCUGGCCUGGGGAAUGCGACGAGAAAACAAAAACGUGGAUGGAUGGUGACGUUGAUAGGUGGGAUUCUAUUAACGAUUCCACGUGGACUGGCAGUGGUAGAGGGAAGAAUGAAAUUCUAUCUGAAACACCAGAAUCACCACCUAUGUAUGAAAAAACUGGAUUUACAGAUCCAGUUGAAUACGAUGACUCUCAACCACAAGAAUCUCUUCUAAAUACCUCCGGAGAUGUAGAUCAUAGAGUAAUACCUAUCCCGAUGACAGUGGAGAAUCAAUUGCCAUAUCGUUUAAUGAAAGCAGCGGAUGUCGAUCACCGAAAUUUAAUUAGUUUAACAGGAAGUCCAGCGAAUCAUAAUGCCAAUGAUACUAUGAAUACGAUAACCAACAGUAACAACCUAUGGUCUACAGGUGAUCAAGAUUACCGGCAACAUAUGCAACCAGGCGAUAUCGUGGAAAGUGUCGAUAUGGAAAUGUCAGACGACGAGACUGAUAGUAAGCCAAAGGGGAGGGUAUUGGUUGAUGUACGAUCGCAAGAUAGAGACAUGAGAGUUGGUAAUCAAUCGGCGACUUCACAGCACAUGGACAUGGACAUGCGAAUGAUUCCACUUCCUGCCGGCCAAAUGCCAGGAUCGCAUGGACAAAUAAUACAAGACGUGCACAUGAUGCAUUCAGGACCUCCGCCACCUCCACCUCCACCACCGCAAUUCCAUCCAAGCCAACCGUCAUUUCAUCAAGAUCAAACAGAUUUUCGACACAAUCCCGCUGAAUUUCAUCCAACUCAAUCGAAUUUUCAUCAAAACAGGCCACCGCCGAACUUCAUCCAAAACCAGCAAGACUUCCAACAGGAAUUCCUUCAGCUACACCAAACGCAACCAGAAUUUCCAAAGCAAGAAUUCGAAUACCGUGAGAAUCAUACGUUACGACCUAAUCAAGAAUUCACCGGCGAGCCACAGAUGCGUGGCAGGUACUCUCAGUCCACGGAGCAUCAGCACAGAGACGUUGGUUUUCAUCGGAACGAUCGAGGAAGCCGAGGUAACCGCGGCUUCGCGAGGAACCGGCGAGAUAGAUACUCGGAUGACCAUAAACAGAGGAAUCUUCAAAACAAUCGUAAGUCUCGAUCGCAAGAACAUCAAAGAUCUUCACCCGAAAUUCUGCCAAACAGUCGUCCUCUGUUGGUGCCUGCGCCAGACACUGUCGUCAUUCUCGAUGAGGAGGGUAUGCCGAUAGGACUGUCUAACGAAAAGGAAGCGCCAACGAACGCGGAACAUCUUCCAGAUACUGAGCAAGAAGAGAACUGUCAGGAUCGUAGAUUAUCACAUGGUACGCCAAGCUCACGGAAUCUCGACCAACAGUCUGUAUAUUCAACUGGCUCGAAUCUUCACGAACACGAGUCCGAGCCUCCAAUUACGGAUCCAGACGAGCAACAAGCAAUGAAUCAAGUGACCGUUAUACCCAUGAUAACGGAUUCUAAGGAUUCGCAAUACGCUUCUGUCGGUGAAUACGAGCAACACGUUGAGUCUGAAGCCGUAAUGUCGGAGAAAACCUGUGACAGCAGCGAGUCGAUUGAAAACGCUGGCCAGGAAAUUAGUUUUACUGAGCAGACGCAACAGCCAGAUCAGUUGGACGACCUUGGCAAUUUAAUGUCAAGUAACGAAUUGAAGAGACCGUCAACGAAUGGCAGCUUCGAUGAGAAUGACGUUAGUUCUAGUAAAAGGAUCGCUUUGUCCAACGGGCCACCGACACCGACAGAAUCUGAUUCCGGUUUGAAUGGCCCGAUACCGCAGGUCUCGGCGGAGUCAUCGCAUUCAGGAAUGUAUGAUUUCGACGUUGGUCCGAAUUUCCGACCGCGUCUCGGUGGUCCAGUUCCAUUUCCUCCAUGGAGAGGAGGUCCACCGAGAGGCAGAGGUUUCAGAGGUGGUCCAAGAGCCCCUUGGAUGGACAGAGGGCCUCGCGGACCUGUGAUCGGCAACUUCAUGCCAAGGGGACUAAAACGCGGUGGACAAUUUAGGGGUAGUAGUUUCAGAGGUCGGGGACGUGGUAACAAUUGGUAAAAAAAUGUAUGAAUUCCCCUUAUUAAGAGGGAAAAGAGAAAACAAGAAAGAAAGAAAAAGAAAAAGAAAAGAAUUUCGCCGCAGUUUUUACCAAGGAAAAGAAGGGAAAGAUCGUUUUCAGAAAAUAAGAAGGAACGUUUUUUGUAUUCUGUACAUACGUAUUAAUUACUACAUGAAAGAGAAAACUCGUGGAAGCAUAACGAAGGGGGAUUUAUCGUUCGAGCGUGGAUCUUUGUAUCACAUAUUAGAUGCUCUCAUCAGGGAAUGGGAUUAAAAGCUGAUACGAUCCCAGCUAAACCGACUAAGUGGUUUUUCUUAUCGAAGAUUCACGCUUCUUUGUGUGAUUGAUCCGGCUAUAUACAUAUAUAAAUAAAAUUAUACAGAUACACAGAUAUAAAGGAUGUACAUGUACACGUAAAACACAUUCUCUCUCUAUCUCUAUCUCUAUCGCUCUAUCUCUUCGUCUUCUUUGAAAGAAACUCGAUUCAAUUCUCACAUAUGUAUAUGUAUUCAUGUAUUAUCGAAACGACACCUUCGACACAUCUUUGAUAUGGGUUUAUCUUAACAUUUUUCAAUGUGGUGGUGAUAUAAAUAUUGAUAGAAAGAAGGUUGAUUUAAUGAUAUAUCGUCUACGGUUGUCGCUUCGGUAAUGAUCAAUAUUUUACCUCCUAGGGUUUUAUGUAAGACAAAAGAAACUUCCGUUUUACGUACAUACGUGUUAUUACACAUGCAAGCACGGUGGAAAAGAAAGAAUAGUAUUUAUCUGCCAGAUUGGUUGAUCUGUGAAAUGGUUGGUUUUGCUUUUAUGUUGAUCAUUAAAAAAGGUGAAUGUGUUAUGUGUUGAAAAGAAAAAAAGUAAAAAAGAGAAAAAGGGAGCAGCUCUUGAGUAUUUAGAAUUUGUUUCACGGGUCGCUACUUUUUAUACACUUGCCUCUUAAUCGUAAUAAUUGCCUGUUUCUUUUCACUUGUCCACAUUUCUAAUCGUUUCGUUGGGGCUCGUUUAAACAGGCAUGUCAAUGAAUCUUCAAACUGUAUUAAUAAAAAUGCAAUGUUUACGUUCUCAUCCGCUUCGUACAUUUUCCCCAUUUUUUGUUCUUUUUUUACGAGUAUAUAUAGUGUAUGUAUAAUACAUGCGUUUAUUUCAUUUUUGCGAAGAAAGAAUUGAAUUGAAAGGGAAAAAAAAAAGAACGGAAGAAAUAUCAAACAUUAUACUGCGUUAUAUAUUGCAAUAAGUUACUGCGUUACAUCGUAGCAUCGAGAAACGCGAUGAGAAAUAAGAGCAGGUCGAUAUCGAGUACCUGUCUCCGAUAUAUUACUGUCAUUUUUCUUUUUUUUUCUUUUUUUUUUU
Molecule: messenger RNA, 6015 nt
Organism: Frieseomelitta varia
Lineage: Eukaryota; Metazoa; Arthropoda; Insecta; Hymenoptera; Apidae
Exons: 8
Coding region: 879-4667 (1262 amino acids)
Biological process (GO): mRNA 3'-end processing
Cellular component (GO): RNA polymerase II, holoenzyme
Molecular function (GO): RNA polymerase II complex binding
Source: RefSeq, a predicted model, not a curated record